Messenger RNA from Platichthys flesus (European flounder), 3337 nucleotides. It is a transcript of the gene epha8, whose product is annotated as eph receptor A8. Gene Ontology annotation, biological process: cell surface receptor protein tyrosine kinase signaling pathway; protein phosphorylation; axon guidance. Gene Ontology annotation, cellular component: plasma membrane; neuron projection. The transcript is spliced from 18 exons. The record is from RefSeq and is a predicted model, not a curated record. Gene Ontology annotation, molecular function: protein binding; ATP binding; transmembrane-ephrin receptor activity. The coding region runs from base 14 to 2929 and encodes 971 amino acids. NCBI's taxonomy places the organism in Eukaryota, Metazoa, Chordata, Actinopteri, Pleuronectiformes, Pleuronectidae.
UUCCAUUAAUGAGAUGGACGAGUACUUCAGUCCCAUCCACACGUACCAGGUCUGUAACGUGAUGAGUCCGAGCCAGAACAACUGGCUGAGGACGGUCUGGAUCCCCCGGGAGGGAGCCAGGAGGAUCUACAUUGAGGUCAAGUUCACUCUGAGAGACUGCAACAGCAUGCCUGGAGUCCUGGGCACCUGCAAGGAAACCUUCAACAUGUACUACUACGAGUCGGACAGGGCGGUGGGCUCGGCCAUACGGGAGAACCAGUUCGUAAAGAUCGACACCAUCGCUGCUGAUGAGAGCUUCACAGGCGUGGACCUGGGAGUCCGUAGGCUAAAACUCAACACUGAGGUGCGAGGGGUGGGCCCACUGAACAGACGAGGCUUCUACCUGGCCUUCCAGGACAUCGGCGCCUGUAUCGCCCUCACCUCGGUGCGGGUGUACUACAAGCGCUGCGUGGGUGUGAGCCGCAACCUUGCCGUGUUCACCGACGUGGUGACGGGUGCCGACUCGUCCUCCCUGGUGGAGGUCAGGGGUCAGUGUGUGGACCAUGCAGAGGAGAGGGACACCCCCAAGAUGUACUGCAGCGCUGAAGGGGAAUGGCUGGUGCCCAUCGGGAGGUGUGUGUGCUCCGCUGGAUUCGAAGAGCAUAGAGACUCGUGUGUGGCCUGUGAGGUGGGUUUCUAUAAGCCGGUGGCAGGCGAUGGCCUGUGUGGUAAAUGUCCCCAGCACAGCCACUCAGAGACCAGGGCCGCGCUGUCCUGCCCCUGCGACUCCAAUUACUACCGAGCCGCAGAUGACCCACCUGCAGCGCCAUGCUCCCGCCCUCCAUCUGCUCCAGUAAGCGUCAUUUCCUCAGUCAAUGGGACAUCUGUGAACUUAGAAUGGGAUCGCCCUCUUGAUACCGGAGGUCGCAGUGACCUGCAGUAUAGCGUGUUGUGUAAGAAAUGCACUGGGGAAGGAGGGCCCUGCGAGGACUGCACAUCCUCUCCAGGCGGCACGGGUGGAGGGAAAGCAGGCGGAGGAGCGAGUAUUGGGGCAGGGGGGGGAGCUAUGGUAGAGCGUUCGGGCACUGCAGUGGUUCGAUUCGUCCCCCGGCAGAGUGGGUUGACGGAGCCGUGGGUGACAGUGCUCAACAUGGCGGCCCACACCAACUACUCCUUCCGCAUCCUGGCCAUGAAUGCAGUGACCCACCUGAGCAACGAGCCAUCACUGUAUGCCCUGGUCAACAUCACAACAAACCAGGCAGCCCCCUCUGAAGUAUUAGCCAUCCGCCAGGAGAACACCAGUCAGAACAGCGUGAUUCUGCUGUGGCAUGAGCCCGACCAGCCCAAUGGAGUAAUCCUGGAGUACGACAUCAAAUAUUAUGAGAAGGAUAAUGAAGAGCAGAGCUACUCCACACUGAAGUCUAGAAAUACCAGCUCCCGAGUGUCAGGGCUGAAGCCGGGCACCAAAUACAUCUUCCAGGUCCGAGCUAGAACGUCAGCAGGCUGCGGACGUUUCAGCCAGAAUGUGGAGAUUCAGACGGGGAAAGCAGCUCCUCUGCGCCACAACACCAUGACCAUCGUAUGGAUCUGCAUGGCCCUGGUGUCCAGCCUGGUGACGUUUCUGGCCAUCAUCAUCUGCAGGAAACGGCAAGGCUACACUUUACCACACUACCCAUCGCUGCUACACUGUGGCUACAGUAAAGCCUUCCAGGACUCUGAUGAGGAGAAGAUGCAUUACCAGAACGGCCACGUGUCAUUCCCAGACGCGAGGUUCUAUAUCGACCCACACACAUACGAGGACCCCUGCCAGGCGGUCCACGAGUUUGCCCGAGAAAUUGAAGCUUCCAGGAUCAAAAUAGAGAAAAUCAUUGGUUCAGGGGAAUUCGGGGAGGUGUGUUACGGUCGUAUGAGGCUCCCGGGGAAAAGAGACAUCCCAGUGGCCCUGAAGACCCUGAAGGCAGGAUACACAGACAAGCAGAAGAGAGACUUCCUGGCCGAGGCGUCUAUCAUGGCCCAGUUCGACCACCCCAACGUCAUCCGCCUGGAGGGAGUAGUAACUCAGAGCAAACCGGUGAUGAUCAUCACAGAGUACAUGGAGAAUGGCUCUCUGGACUCCUUCCUCAGGAGACACGAUGGCCAGUUCACCAUCAUCCAGCUGGUGGGGUUGCUGCGCGGCAUCGCGGCUGGUAUGACCUACCUGUCUGACCUGGGCUACAUCCACAGAGACCUGGCUGCCCGAAACAUCCUGGUCAACAGCAACCUUGUGUGUAAGGUGUCUGACUUCGGCCUAUCCCGAGUACUGGAGGACGACCCUGACGCUGCAUACACCACCAGUGGCGGAAAGAUCCCGAUCCGCUGGACAGCGCCGGAGGCCAUCACCUACAGGAAGUUCUCCUCCUCCAGUGACGUCUGGAGCUACGGCGUGGUCAUGUGGGAGGUGACGUCUUACGGGGAGCGACCUUACUGGAACCUCACCAACAGAGACGUGAUCAAAUCUGUGGAGGAGGGCUACAGGCUGCCUGCUCCCAUGGGCUGCCCUGCUGCUCUGCACACACUCAUGCUGGACUGCUGGCAGAAGGAACGCAACGAGAGGCCGCGCUUUUGCCAGAUAGUCACCAUUCUCGACAAGCUAAUCCGCAACCCGGAGAACCUGAAGUCCAUGGACAUGCUCUGCAGUUUAAGCAGUCCUCCGCUGAUGGAGAGAGCUAUUCCUGACUUCAGUAGCUGUAACUCAGUAGACGAGUGGCUGGACACCAUAAAGAUGGGCCGCUACAAGGAGCGCUUUGCAACAGGGGGGUACCACACUCUGGGACACGUCAUAAGCUUGAACCAAGGAGACAUCCAGAGGCUCGGGGUGACGCUGAUGGGCCACCAGAAGAAGAUCAUGACAAGUGUCCAGCUGAUGAGGGUGCAGGUCCUCAACAAGAGUGUGCCUUCGGUGCACGUAUAACUGCCACCUCUGCGGUUUUCUUCCUGCUGAAGUCUACAAACCCAGGCUUCUAUAAGGUCCAGAGGGACUCCAUGGGGAACCAGAUGAAAGAUAGAUAAAAGGGAGAGGAAGAUGUUUGGGAACUUUACAGACUUUUUUUUCCUCGAGAGACUGAAGAACGAAACUUGAAAAGGAUUUUAACCAUGGAGCAAGUAAACAUGACUUCUUAAGGACAUUUCCGACCUUUUCAUUUUUUUUUUCUUAUCCGAUCACAUUUUCUGAGUUUAUUGUCUUAUUUGUAAAUGGAAAGUCUGCCUUAAUUACCACAUUUUUUCAUUUUGUUGCCUACAAAGAGAAGAUAAUUUAUCAAUCAUGAAUUUACGAGAGUCAAAUGAUUUACCGAACCGGGCAAUAGCAAGAGUAAAUGGC